This is a messenger RNA of Adineta steineri, 2082 nucleotides long. The record is from the annotation of a GenBank genome assembly. Lineage: Eukaryota; Metazoa; Rotifera; Eurotatoria; Adinetida; Adinetidae.
AUGGCAUCGAAUGAACCAUUCAAUUGUUGGAGUGUUAAAAUUAUGCCCAUUCCUGCAGAUACUGCAGUUACUCAAUUAGCUCAAGUAAUAGGUCUGCCAACUACGCGUAUAUGUCUUCCUAAGACUGAUUAUGCGUGGAUUAAUGACUUUGUCAGUAAAGAAGAAGCCGAUAAUUUUGUAAUGAAAACUUCAGGUUUAUGUAUUUUUGGUGCAACUAUUAAAUGUGUUACAGUUCCACCAAAAAGUGACAGAAUGGACAAACGUCGUCUAUCGCGUCAAUUAAAAGCGUCGUCUAUCGGAUCAUUGGAUAAUAUAGCAACUCAACCUCAAUCUAAUCGAGACACUGCAAGAAGACCAAAUGAUAACAGUCUCUCUGGUAUGCCUGUAUCUCUUAUGUCAAUCAAUGCGAGUGGAAGACCUAAUUUUAUAAAAGAUAAUAAGAAACUAGACCAAACAUAUCAAUCAAUAUUAGGACCACGUCAACUGUCAUCUGCUCAUAACCGUUUUGAGAAUAUAAAUGUUAGUUCUACAAACCUAUCCUCUAAUUCACCCACACCCACACCCACCCCAGGCAAAACACUGCUUUCAGAAUCUCAAUCAACACUUCGUAUACCAAGUCCAGCUAGACCAAGACCUUCUUCAGUACAAAGCACCGCCCAACCAGUAGUAGGUACUGUGAAAAUGUGUCCUCAAGACAUUCGAUGUUUUAACGCUGAUUGUCAACUCGAUCAUCCAAAAGGCUGGAAUCCAUGUCAGAAUGGAGUGCAAUGUCGUAAUUAUGACUGUAUAGCCAAACAUCCACCUGGUCGCAAAGGACGAUGUCGUAAUGAGGAUCAAUGCAAGAAUAAAAAUAAUUGUGAAUUUUUACACUCAACUAUGCAUGCAACUGUAAUUGAACUGAGUGAUGCCGAGCAGAAUUUUCUUAAAAAAUUUGGUAAAAAAAUUCUAGAUCAAAUUCGUAAAGAUCCAGGUAUCAAAGAUGUUCAAUUUGAAAAUGAUAAACUUCAAUUAAUAGGAAAUACGUCUGCCAUCAUAAAUAUAAAAUCUUAUUUAACAACAAUACUUUUCAAACAAAAUGCUACGAUUACGUCUGCUGUAAGAAAAUAUUUAGAAGGACGUUUAUUAACAAAGUUUUUAGAAAAAUAUCACGUCGGAAUUUCUUUUAGUGAAAUUAAGGAAGAAGAAGCGUUUGAGGAUGCAUCGUCAAAUAUUACAACUACUUCUGUCACUCGUAAACCUCGUCUUGAACAAUUUACGCAAGUUACAUUAUGUAGUGAUUUAGAAGAUUCAUUAGCUAAAGCCAUCAAAGAAUUAAAAAGUUAUACUUUGGAUAUUCAAUCAUGGAUAUUAACACAAAAUGAAAGUGAAUUUAUUUUAAAAGAAUCACAGAAAGAGAAACCUGUACAAAAAAGGAUGCCAAAUCAUCAAUUGUCACUUUGUAUUGAAAAGUAUUUGAUUAAUCUGGUUCAAUCCAAAGAGAAUUCUGCUGUAAAGAUCAAUGUGAAGUAUAUAAAAGGUGUAUACAAUGUCAGAGUGAAGGGAUUCAAAGUUUAUGUUAAUAAUGCUGUAUCGAAAAUAAAAAAUUGGUCGAAUGAUAAUAUUGAAACUGAAGUACAACUUCCUAUAUCGAAAACAAUGGGAAUUUUCCUUCGAACAAAAGCUUCAUUUGAUCUUAAAAAACUGGAAAAAAUUUAUCGUAUUAAAAUAACAACCAUGUCACCACCUAAGCGCAAACUUGCCGAUGAUGAACAAGAUGAUAAUGAUCAUGAUUGUUUAAAACUGACUGGGUCUGAUUCACGCAUUAAUUCUGCUCAAGUACAUGUGGAAAAUUUUCUCGAUAGUUUAGCUCAACAAGAAAAACAUUUUGAUUGUCCCAGUUGGGAUAUUUCAAAAAGUAUUUCACAAACUCUUCGUAUGCGUCUGAAAGCAAUGGCAACUUCCGAUGAUUGUGAAGUAAUUGGAUGGCUAAAAUUAUAUACACCAGUCGAAAGAAGAGAUAUAACACCGAGAAUUACUAUGACUAUAGUUGGUUUCGAUCAAGAAGCAGUGGAUGGCUUGGUCGAGCAAUGUCAAACUAUUAUA